UGUGACAUUCGCAGCAUGAAGCUAGUUUGUGACGAGCUAGCCGGAUAAAGAUGAUGAACUGAGGAAGGAAGUGGAGAAUACUUUUCCUUUUAGCACCUGAGCUGACUUUUCGCUUAGAUUUUCUCAUCGUUGCAACAUUACACGUGACAGUUUAUGUCAAAUGCAGCGUUAGGUAAAAACUUCCUGUCUUUCCAUACACGUUUAAUAGUAAGCUAAUGCGUUUUUCUUUUUUAAAAAAAAACUUACACAGUGAAUACACCGAGUUCUAGUGCAGGUCGUGUUCCGGUUUGCUGCACUGAGAUGUUGAUUUUAUGCAGAUAACAGGAGUGAAUUUGUUUUUUAUGUAUUUCAGUAUGGAUUUACGUUAAGCCGACUUGUCAAACUGAGCUUUGCACACAAGGUUACAAUUAGCUUUAGCCAACUAGCUCCUCACUCCCUUCUUGCUGCAGUUUUCUCGCUUCCCUAUGCUGAGUUGCCAGGACAGGUGUGCAGAAAGUAGGCCAGGUGUGUUGUGGGACAGAUAGGAAGCACUGUAACUUGACCACAGUGCUCGCAGAGUGUAGUACUACUUCAGGGAUUUUUGUGACUUAAGUGGAGCGAGAGGAGAAAGCAUGCUGCUCUCUUUGGUUGUGCACACAUACUCGCUGCGGUACUGGUUUCCUGCAACGAUCAUGCUGGGUACAGCUCCAGCUUAUCUGCUGUCAUGGGGAACUUGGCGCAUACUUUCAACGGUCCUGCCAGCGAGUUUGUAUCACAAGUUAGACGACCGGCUGUACUGCAUCUACCAGAGUAUGGUUUUAUUCUUCUUUGAAAACUACACAGGAGUCGAGAUAGUCAUAUAUGGCGAUAUACCAAAGAAUAAAGAGAACGUGAUCUACCUGUCAAAUCAUCAGUGUACAGCCGACUGGAUCAUUGCCGACAUGCUCUCCAUCAGACAGAGUGCUCUCGGUCACGUCAGGUACGUCCUUAAGGAUGGACUUAAGUGGCUCCCACUCUACGGAUGGUACUUCUCUCAGCACGGGGGAAUCUAUGUGAAACGAAGUUCAAAGUUUAAUGAAAGGGCGAUGAAGAAGAAGCUCCUCACUCAGACUCAGUGUGGAGCACCAAUGUACCUUGUCAUCUUCCCAGAGGGAACUCGGUAUAAUCCAGAGCUCAAGAAUGUUAUCGCUGACAGUCAGGCUUUUGCUUCGAAACAAGGGCUGGCCGUUCUGAAGCACACACUGACACCAAGAAUGAAAGCGUCUCACAUAGCCGUCGAGGCCAUGAAAGGCCACCUGGACGCCGUGUACGACAUCACUGUGGCCUACGAGGGAACGCUGGACGCGUCUGGUCGGAGAAAACCCGCACCGUCCAUGCCAGAAUUCCUGUGUAAAGAAUGUCCCCGCAUCCACAUACACUUUGACCGUGUGGACAUAAAGGAAGUUCCGUCAGAGCCGCUGUUUUUCCGCAGGUGGCUGCAUGAGCGGUUUGAAAUCAAGGACCGGCUGCUGACAGAUUUCUACGAGUCGCAGGAUUCGGACAAAAUCAGCAAGUUCCCCGGGGAGGGCAAGCCCUCUCCGCUGAAGCUCUCGAAAACCCUCCCUUCUGUGAUGAUCCUGGGGGGCCUGACACUGCCACUGCUGCUGACGGAGAACGGCAGGAAACUUUACGUGAGGACCUGGGUGUGCGGGACGGUGCUGGGCUGGCUGUGGGUGAGCGCCUUUCCUUAACGAACGCUGGGGGCCCGCCGGCUGCUGCAAACGAGAUGCACAAAAGACUCGGAGAUACAUUUUCCUGUAUCGCCCCAACGACACAAGGUUCGAUCCGGAUGCAGAGCGCCAUCUAAUAAGAGGCUCCGAGGUUCGUCUGUCCCACUGUUGACCGGAGAUACUGAAAAACGUUCAGCUUUUUGUGCUACUUGCUACUCCCUCGCAGAUUUGCAGCCUGAAACAACUAGAAAACAUGAGUGAAUUUGUUACGGAGUCAAAAAAUUACUCUUUGAUCUCUCUCUAAUAAAUACAAUUAUUAAAAAAUAAAUAAUAGCUAUAUACUUAUCUUUAAAUUAUCCCCCUCUCAUCAAAUUUUGCCAAACUAUUAUUCCUGCAUGCUGUUUACUUCCAUAAGUCAUCAGCCAGUUUCAGAGCUCUUUACUAAAACACAACUAAUGAUCAUCAUCGUAGGCUGCUGCCUCUUAACACGAGCCUACAUGCGGUGGAUCAUUUAUUAAUAUUAAUCAUAAAUUAUUAGGUGCACUGACUCACAGGUAUCGGUUGUGAUGUCUGUUUCUUAUGCCAAGUCCCAUAUCAGGAGGUUUAUGCACUUUUCCCGUGUAAAGAAAUGUUUUGUUUUUUUUCCAUUGGUAGAACAAAAAACAAAACAAAAGAAAAAACAAGACACCAGCUGCAUUGUUUACCAUUAAUUCUCAUUCUCUUUGUUUUAUAAUGACAAUGAAUGUAGCUGCUCAAAAGAAAAGAGAAAACAUGUUCGUUGUAUGUGUGAAAGACCUCCACGCAAAUAUCCGUAAGUAUACAAUCUGUUGAACAUUUUUGACUUAGGUUCUCGUCACUUAAUGUUAGCAGUCGUUCUACCAAUGCAAAAUAUUACUUAAAAAAAUGUCAGUCGUUGCCAAAAUCGGGUGUAUUUGCCACGGCGUCAUGUUGAGUGUUGAGUGUUUUACGUUAAGCAAUACUCGUUUCAUUUCCAGCCCUGAUGACAGCAAAGAAACUUAAUGUCUGUUCGUUUCUCUGGAUGAAAAUAAUUAUAAUUUGUUUUUUUAUAUAUAUAAAUAUAUAUAUAAAUAUGUAAUGAGUUACAAAGUAUCAUAACUUUUAUAUGCAUUUGUUACUUUGAAUACCAAGUUACAGUUCACAUAAAAGUAUCUACCUAAUAAAAAGCUGACUAAGCCAUGAUAACAGUAUAUCGCAGGUACCUGUGCACUCAAAGCCAUUUGUAUUAUAAACAUCACUGUAUUGUGAAAUGCACUGUAUGUCCAUUGUUGUCGUUUACUGUAAUGAAACCGUUGCGUUUUCCACGAGUCACUUUACAUCCUGGCCGUCUCGUCCGCCCCUAGAGUUAGUCCGAGAUAUGUUUUCCUCACGUGAAUAUUACAGUAACCUCAUGGUUUUUACAUGUCGCUUCAAUACCUCACUUGAAUAAUCCUUCCUUGUUCUUAAAUGACCCUUGUCAGCCAUUUUAUAGUCAUUUUUAUCCUGACAAGCUCAGACUGUAACUCAUCAGGAAUCUCUGUGUAGACAGUAUUUAAAUGCCGUUUCUGGAAACGCGUGCCUUCUCUCGGGAGGAGUCGGCCCUCGGCCGUCUCACAGAGGGCCGCAGGGGCCCUUUUCCACCAGGUGACUGCAUGGAGGCUCUCUGCUGGAGCUGCUGUUUGCUGCAGCCUGCGGCCACGGUGUCUACAGCUCAUAGUGGCUUAUUUGGCUCCAAGAAUGCAUUGAUUUACACUUUUUGAGGACUAUUAUUAAAUGAUGAAACCUUUAAUGUGUGUGAGGUAUGGAAAUGGGAGUUCAGAGUGAAAUAAACUGGUUUUCAUUGGGAA
Messenger RNA from Mugil cephalus (flathead mullet), 3532 nucleotides. RefSeq names its product 1-acylglycerol-3-phosphate O-acyltransferase 5 (lysophosphatidic acid acyltransferase, epsilon) (gene agpat5). Gene Ontology annotation, molecular function: acyltransferase activity. Gene Ontology annotation, cellular component: mitochondrion; endomembrane system. Lineage: Eukaryota; Metazoa; Chordata; Actinopteri; Mugiliformes; Mugilidae. The transcript has 8 exons. The coding region runs from base 612 to 1709 and encodes 365 amino acids. The record is from RefSeq and is a predicted model, not a curated record.